This is a messenger RNA of Lachancea fermentati, 2106 nucleotides long. NCBI's taxonomy places the organism in Eukaryota, Fungi, Ascomycota, Saccharomycetes, Saccharomycetales, Saccharomycetaceae. The record is from the annotation of a GenBank genome assembly.
AUGCUCCCACUUACUUCAUCUCGAGCCCUUCGAGCUGAGAAAGCAUUUGUUACAUUAAAAUAUGCGCAUAUUGUAAGAAACUUUUAUAGUCGAAGGUUUUAUUCAUCUUCAGACGAUGUACCUAAAGAACUCAAUCAGGACCUUUCACAAUUGAAAAGCACAAGAGGCAAGAAGCUAAAGCCAGAAAACGCUAGAUUCGUUGUUUUGAAUCCAGCUGAAGCAGGGAUAUUCAAGAAAAGGAGAAUACCAGGUUACUUCAAGCCUCAUAAUAGGCAAGCAGAACGAUUAAGUGUUCUGGAAGGUGUUGAGAUAGGAGAUAAGGAUGUUCAACUUCCGAAAGAGUCGAACGAAAUUCUACAGGAAAUUGAAUCACAACGAAGAAAGUUACUUGUUUUCAAAAGCUCAGUCCCCAAAGAACAAGCGGUGAAUUCAAUUCAUGAUCUGAAACCCUCUGACAAUUCGAGAAUCAUGUCAUCGAAGAGGUAUGAACAAUUGAAAGGACUCUUAGAUAUGGCCUACACUUUGUCUCAAUUAAAAGAAUACGUUAGACAACAUUAUGAUGUGACGAUAAAUAGGUCUUUGUCAAAAAAGAAGCUCAUAUCUAAAAUACUCAUCGAGUUAUGGAAAUGUGAAGUUGAUGAGACCAUAAGUGAAACCGAUGACUUAAUAGUGGAACGCAUUAUAGACGUUGAAAAGAGAGACAUUUAUCUUUUACUUUUGACCAAUAAUGGCAAAAUCUUACAAAACUUUGCACGUAUUGGAGCAACAUUAGCUGUGGCCCUGAAUGAGAAUAAAAUCAUUGUUAGGGCUACAGGACCUCUUGUCAAGUAUGUGGAAGUAUCCUUGAGAAAAAUUCUGGACAAUGUCCAGAGAGAGCAAUUACCAGUUGAUGACAUAAUACGCAAUCAUACACCUGUUGGAUCCGUCCCAAUCAUGCCACCAGAAGACCUAAUCUCACUAAUUCAGAAGGAAAGUGCAGUAUACUUCGAGAAGCUUCUUGAUGAUGAUCCGAACGGUUACUUUAUUACGGCUUUUGGUGGCAAGAGGAUAAGAAAGGCAAAAAAUCUAUUACUUUGGGCUUUAGAUUACAAUCCUCAGAGCACAAACAGCAUCCAAUUCUUAGGAGAUCAACAAAUGAGUUUGUAUAAGAAUUAUCCCUUCACUGAUAUCAGUUGUUUGGAUUGGACUGAAAGAGAUAAGGAAUGGUUUCGUCUUCAAAAGCCUGCCGUAAAGGAAUCCAUCGUGAAAGACAUUAAAGAUUCGGUCAACCUAAAUCUAACCGAGGAAAUAAUAGAUGAACUAUAUGAAAAACUAGUGACUACUGCUGAUAACCACAUUGCUAAAUUCAAUGCAAUUAGCAAUACCCAAAAUUUAGGCAUCACUCUCGGCCAAUUCUUGAACACAUCAAAUGGAAGUAACAGCACCUUUCAACCUAAAAUUGCAAAUAUUGCCGCUCAAUUAAUGAAACUACCUCUAUAUGACGAUAUGCCAAAUUUGGAUGAGUUAUAUACAGUCGAUCAGCACGAAUACUAUGUCCAGCUGAAAUUUAUCCCUGACCUCUCAACAACACAGUCUAAACGAAAUAUACCUCCUCUUGAGCUAUGGUUUGAAUUAGACGACUAUGAUACAGCAAUUAAUAGCUCGCUUCGUUCUGUCCUACAUCUGGAAGAUAGAAACAUUUUUCUACGCACACCUCAGUUGCCCUACGAUUAUAAGUUGAACGCCGACCAAAUUGUAGAGGUAUCACAACCAUACGAAGAAAAUAGUGAGAGCUGGCUGUCUGAUCAACCCGGUCUUAAGAGCUUUUUGAAAGACGCUCAAUUGACUUUUCAGAGCAGGAAAAAACUCUUUAUUCCCAAACGACUUGAGCUAAAUUUGCAUUUGGAAGGGUGUGAUACUCCUCAGCCUGUUAUGUUCGAUUACGUCAAAGUAAACUAUCGGAGAGUCUUGAAAUUGAAGUACAUGGACAAAUAUUUAGUCCAAUUUUCGGACAUCAAAGGUGGGUCUGGGAGCGGGAGAUAUACCCAAGUUGACUUCAUUAACACGGAGAAAGUCACACGUGAAUCAUUUGGUAACUUCGUCAAGGAUAUAGUUAGAUUCUCUUGA